AACUCCUGCUAGGACCUUCUCUGUGAGCAGUCAAAUUAAUAGUGGAAAAUCUAUGACUACUAUACAUAGAAGUUCAAGCAAUGGAGGGGCUCACAGGUAAUAAUAAGCAGUCUAUUUUUAGCCUUUUAGGUAAUGUUUAUUUGAAAGGACAUAUUCUUCUUCUGAAAUCAGUGUAUCUUAGAAACCUAAUAAACAGCUGCUUCUUGUAGAACACUGGGCCUAGAACAUUUUGUACAGACAAACAGAUAAUGCCUCAUGUCAUAUCAAAGACUGGCUGACCAUUGCAAAGUCAAUAUGUUGCUGGUUUGGAUUCUCCUCCUCUCUUCUGCUUCCAUUCUGUUUCAGACCUGGAGGUGAUGAAGGAGCCAGUCUCAACAAACUGUGCCCAUAUCUUUUGCAGGUUCUGCACUUUGAAACUCCUUAGACAGAAGAAAGGUGUAACACAGUGUCCACUUUGCAAUGCCAAGGUCACCAAAAGAAGUCUAAGGGAAGAUGUCCGAUUUAAGCAAGUAAUCAAAGUGGUGCUGGAAGUCAUACAUGCUUUUGAGCGUGAUACAGGGCUCAAGUUUUCAGAUGAUCGGUGUUUCCCCAAGAGAGACACAGAAACCACUUCUACUGCAGAUCCAUGGAAGGAACAGCCAGUUGUUGACUGUAAAGGAUACAGGGACAGGCUGAAAAGAGAGAAGGAAGAAAAAAAGGGGAAUUUUACCUUGGGUGAGAGCUCUAACUUGCCAGUAUGCAGUGGAACUAACAAAAGAUAUUCCCUGAGAAGAAAAAGCAGUUCCAGUAAAGCUGUUGUCCUUGAAGUUGGAUCAGACUCAUCUGAAGAUGCCUAUAAGAAGACAGCUGCAGUCAAAUGUGUGGAUUUCAGAAAAAAAUCUCUGUCUCAUGAUGAUGAAAUAUAUGCUGAGAAUCAAAGCCCUUGUCAGGUGGACCUUCCUAGGCCAAGUGCUGAAGAUGAGGCAUUAAACAUUUUAGGUGCAUGCGGUUUCUUGGAAGAAAGACUGGGAAGCAUAGAAUGCACUCCAGCCAGGACUGAAAAUGUAGAAGUUGUUGCAGAGAAUGUUGCUGCGCAGAAGAGCCAGGGUUUGUCUUUUUCAGAUCCUGCCAUGAGACAGCAUGAUACAAAACCUGAAGCCGGUUCCAGACAGCAGGAUGGACUUUGCUCUUCACUCAGGAAGAGCAAGGCAAUUGGGGAAGCCAGAGAUCCCACUACAAAUGAGCAGGCAGGUGAUGGUACAGAAUGGGCUGGUGUUGUGCUGCCUGCUGGACACACACCAACACUCUGUGAAGAUGAGGAGCACCUGCUACAAUCCCAGACUCCAGCUAACAGUCCUUUGAAUCAGGUCACUGGGAAGAGACUGAUGCGGAGUAUCCGGAAGGUCAAUGAAUGGCUUUCAAAAAGCAAUGAGGUCCUUUCUCCUAGCUCCAUGCAGGACAUUCAGACUGAAGAGGUGGAUCAGGAUCUGAACUCUUGUGUGAUGGAUUCAGACUUCUGUGUCUCUCAAAAGACUGGACAGAUUGAAGACCAGGGAAAGUUUACAACGUGGCAUGAAAGUGACUGGCCAUUAGCCAAACCAGUUACCUCUAGGAUUGAAGAUAAAAUAUUUGGGAGAACUUACAGCAGGGAACGCAAGUCAACCUCACUUCAGAAUGAAAGAGACACAAUCCAUAUACAAGCAGAGGAAUGCAUUGCUGUCAACACAAAAUCCCGUGAGACACCUAGAAAAACAACCUUAACACGAAAGAGGAAGGCCACAUCAGAGCUGACACCUGAUGAUUUCAUCAGAAGACAGGAUGUGAAAGAAUGUCGGAAGAGACCUGUCAUGGAUGAUGGUGCUCCUUUGGAAGAAUGUGAGCAAACCUUUGCUCUUGUUGAUGACAAGCCUGUUGAACACCAAAGAGAUGCUAAGUUGCCUGAAGAACCUUCUAUCAAGGAAGCAGUGUCCAAUUUGGAAGGAAUUGAAAGUGGACAAGCUCUGAACAUCUGCCAUAAGUUGCCAGAGUCAAGCCUGAAAAAUUCGAAGAAGAGACCAAACUCAUUGAGUAGGAGAAGUAGACAAUCAAUGAGGCCACUUGGUCAGUUGCAAUUUGUGGUAGAUGGAAACUCCAGGUCUCCUGAACAGUCAAAAAUAGAGACAGAGGAUGAGGAGGCAAAAGAAGCAGACACAGGCCAGAAACAGAUCAGGCGGAGUAGGAGGCUUCAAUUACUCACAGAAGGAGCCUCGAGUGGGACCACGGAAUCUCAGCUGCAACCAGAAGGAGCUUGGAAGCAAAGUGAGCCAGCAAAGCGAGAAAAGGAAAAUGCGAAUGAAAGAGAAAAGAAACAAAGGUGGUCUCAAGCAGGAAAUAUGCCACCUCACUCUGUAACAGAAAAUGACCCCAGUGCAUCGCAGAAAGUUUUGUCAUGGUUAGACACCAGCCAGAUGAACAUGGAACUUGAUGCAAGUAAGGUUUGUGCUAACCCUUCAACAUCUCCUUGUGCGACAGGAGUUGUAAAAAGUCUGAAUGUUGAAGAAACUAAAGAGGGCCAUAGUCCUUGUUUCAUUGUUCCCACAGCAAGCUCCCAAGACAGCUGUUCACUCCUGCAGUUCCCGCCUACAAAAGUGAAGCAAAUCACUUCUGACGAGGGCAAGAAGCUCAUAGCAGAUCAACCUGAGAAGAGUAUAUUAUGUAGUCAGAUGCAAGAGGGCAAUGAUUCUUGCACAGGGGUUGCCACAGAAAGCUGCAAUCAUGCUGAUGAUAAAGCUGCAGAGACCAUGGAGUUGAACCCAGAAACUGAUGACAGCGAACUAGAUGCAGACUUUGUACAGAACAUAUUCAGCUGUUGCAAACGCCAGUCAUUCUUACUUCAUCCAGGUCCAGUGAAGGAGUCUGCUCCUGAAAUUCAAAGGGAACUCAAAGCUGGCACAGUAGAAGAUAGCAGGGUUGAAUAUUUGGAGAAAUUGACUCUAUAUGAGGAAAGAAGAGACGCUGUUGCCUGUGUGGCAGACAAAGGCAUCACUGUCCAAAGACUGGCAACCUCUGUCUCCGGUUUCCCAGAGCUUGAGAAUAAAACUGAGCACCUCCAGCUUGCUUUGCAGGCUCCCUUGCCAGAUCAUCUACCCAUGCCAGUGCAGUCAGGUGCCAGAAAUGGAGAGGGCGGAAAUCAGCUUCAAAGUCAAAAACCCACAACUGAAAAAAGUGCAUCUCCAGAAAUGGAAGAAAACACAAAUCCCAGUGGCAAUAAUAGACGUUUGAGUGGAAAUGGUAGAAAUCCAAGUGUUUCGAGAAAUGGCAACCUCCAAAGCUGCAGUUUAAGCCUGGUUAAUGAGACACGUUCCAGCAUAGGCCACUUUCAAGAAGAAGAAUCCGCAGGUGCUGAAAACAAAGGGCUGACAUUAAGCGCUCAACCAGAAUCAAUGCAGGCAUGUCCUGUAGUUUGUCAGCCACCACUUCCUCAAUUCAGCCAUGUUGGGAAAAAAUGGAUGGAACAAAAGCAAUUGAACAGUGACAUAGAGGAAUCAACUGAUAUUUCCAGUAUAGGUGUUCCUAAGUGCCUGAUUCCCAGAGAGAGGAUGGAACAAUACACUGAGGAGGCGUCCCAUGCCUUUGAACUCUCAUCGGAGACACCGGAAGGCUUGCUGGACCCAGCUAUCCAAAGCAAAGAAGACCCACCUAGUCCUUUGGAAACAGAGAGGGAAGACAUCUCAAUUGUACCUACUAAAAUGGACAAGCAAUCUCUUGUUGGGAAAGAUCUGGACAUCAAUGACAGAAGCAGUUCCAUGUUGAAGAGGAAACGUUUUGUUUUGGCACACCGAAGACCAGUGCGGAAACUGCCAUCUUCAGAAGAGGAUGAUUCCAGUGAGGAGGAACAGCUGCCAUGUUUUCAGGCACUGUUAUUUGACAAAUCAUCACACUUAUUGGGGGAAAAAGAGACAUCAGCAGAGAUGCUGGCACUGAAGAGUGGCAGCAGAAGUAACCUCAAACCCCAGGAUGAUGAUGUCUCUCCAAGCCAGGAGUCAGAGUGCUCUGUGAACCUGUUUUCCUCCCAGUCACAUGCAUCUGGGGACUCUUGCAGUAAGGCCUGUGACACAAAGCAUUUAACCCCAGUUUGUAGUUCUAUAGAAAAGCUUGCAAGUCUCUGUGAGAAUAAAAAACAUACUCAAGCCAGCAGUGACACUCCCAGAGAAGCUGUGCAACCAAAAGAUGGACAACCCAGAUGUGUGAAUUCAGAAUCCAAUUUAGGUGAAGAAUGCAUGGGCUAUGACAGUGAAGCUAGCCACCUGGGAGAUUCAUCAGGCCUAUCCUCCCAGGGUGAGAUCCUCACCACACAGCAAUCUGAAGAAAGGUUUCAAGCCAGACACAUGAAACAGCAAAGAUAUGCCAUGCAAAAUGACUUAAAGAAACUCCAGCAGGAGAUGGUUAUCAUUGAGGCAGCUCUCAAACAGGGAAGCCAGCAUGAUGCUCCUGAAGAAUUGCUGCAACUAGAUAAGGAAGAUGAUUUCACUGGAGAACAGAAGAGAUCAUUGAAAGAAAGCACAGUGAAGGUGACUUCUGAAGACAAACAAAAUGUUCUAGGUGAUUCUUUCUCCAUUGUCAAAAGCACACAUGGAACACUAGGCAGUCAUUCCAUCCCUUCCUCAAAGCAUGAAGAGGACAUUUCCAGUAAGACAACAAAAGCAUCUCCUGGUGCCACACCAGGCACAUUCAGAAGACCACUUACACCAAGACAUGAGGCACAGAGAAGGUUAAUCUCUCCCCUGACACCUACAGCACACAAUUGCUCCGAAAAAGAGAACUCAAAGGGCCCAUUCCUGAGCAGCAAGAGGAAUAUGUCUCUGGUGGCAUCAGGUCUGAACCAAGGCGAGUUGCGACUAGUGCAGCGGUUUGCCAGGAAAACUGAGAGCACUUGGUCAAAUAAAAUUGUUGAAGAAACAACCCAUGUAGUAAUGAAAACCGAUGAGGAUCGGGUUUGUGAACGAACCCUGAAGUACUUCUUGGGUAUUGCUGCACAGAAAUGGGUGGUAAGCUACCAAUGGAUUGAACAUUCACUCAAAGCAGGAAGAGUCCUUAAUGAGGAGGACUUUGAAGUCAAAGGAGAUGUAAUCAAUGGCAGAAGCCAUCAAGGACCCAAAAGAGCAAGGGAAUCUCCUGCUGGAACGCUUUUCAAAGGCCUCGAAAUAUGCUGUUAUGGACCAUUCACUGACAUGCUUCCAGAACAACUGGAGUGGAUGGUAGAGCUGUGUGGCGCCUCUCUUGUGAAACAACCUCAUUUAUUUGCCCAUGCAACAAACUCUUCUGCUGUGGUGAUUGUUCAGCCUGAUGCUUGGAUAGAAGAUGCUGCCUGCCAAGGGCUCCCACCGCAGUGCAGUGCUACUGUAGUUUUACGUGAGUGGGUGCUGGACAGCAUUGCUUGCUACCAACGCCAGCCAUUCGAUGAAUAUAUUGUGCAGCCAAUGUGAUGGGAUGACCCUUUGGGAAAUAUUCAGGAAUACAAGAUCUCGAGAAUUGGAGUUCUGUGGCACUUUUUAUGAAACACUUACUUACAGAGAGUGUAGCUUUGUUUGCAAGAUGUAUAUUUCAGUAGACACAAGAAAGCCCUGUCUCUCUGCCAAAGGCAGAACUUAAAACUGUAAAAUUUCUGCCUUUCCCCCAGUUCUUGCAAUGAACCAAGAAUUAGCGUGGUCCUCUGUUCUUAUAUUGAAGCAUUAUUUACUGUCCAACCACCAUCUUGUUUGUAAAACAUUUUUCUUUCUUCACAAUAUCUUUUAGAUGUGAUCAUUUGUUUGUUAUAAGGAGCUCAAAGCUUCAGUUAAUUCAGCCAGAUAACCAUAGUUUAUGGAGGGAAUGUUCACAUAUAAAGAUGCACUUAUGCUGGC
This is a messenger RNA of Sceloporus undulatus (fence lizard), 5861 nucleotides long. RefSeq names its product BRCA1 DNA repair associated (gene BRCA1). Gene Ontology annotation, molecular function: ubiquitin-protein transferase activity; DNA binding; zinc ion binding. Gene Ontology annotation, biological process: chordate embryonic development; negative regulation of fatty acid biosynthetic process; double-strand break repair via homologous recombination. Lineage: Eukaryota; Metazoa; Chordata; Lepidosauria; Squamata; Phrynosomatidae. Gene Ontology annotation, cellular component: BRCA1-A complex; plasma membrane; nucleus. The record is from RefSeq and is a predicted model, not a curated record. The coding region runs from base 357 to 5444 and encodes 1695 amino acids. The transcript is spliced from 21 exons.